This is a messenger RNA of Melampsora larici-populina 98AG31, 246 nucleotides long. RefSeq lists its product as uncharacterized. The record is from RefSeq and is a predicted model, not a curated record. The coding region runs from base 1 to 246 and encodes 81 amino acids. Gene Ontology annotation, molecular function: ATP binding; single-stranded DNA helicase activity; single-stranded DNA binding. Gene Ontology annotation, cellular component: nucleus; MCM complex. NCBI's taxonomy places the organism in Eukaryota, Fungi, Basidiomycota, Pucciniomycetes, Pucciniales, Melampsoraceae. Gene Ontology annotation, biological process: DNA replication initiation; DNA strand elongation involved in DNA replication; double-strand break repair via break-induced replication. The transcript is spliced from 3 exons.
AUGGGACAACAAACGAGUUUGGUUUUGAAAGCAGGUGUCACUACUACCUUGAAUGCAAGAGCCUCAAUCUUAGCAGCAGCCAAUCCACUCCAUGUCAAUUUGAUGUUUUUGAUACUAGAUAAACCUAAACGAGAAGAUGAUGAACGAUUAGCCCAGCAUGUGACUUAUAAAUAUGAAGGUCUUGAUGUUUGGGCUCGUGAAAGGAAUGACACUGAAUUGCGGUUUUUAGAUAAUGGACAUGAUUGA